UUUGUCAGUUUUGCGUCUGUCAAUAUGAUUACCUGAAUACCUAAAUACAGGUAGGCUUGUGUCAUUGUUUAUAUGUUGCGAGUUAUUUCGUUUAUUUCCAUAUCUAGCCUGCAGGCCUGAUUCAAGAAAAGGGUGGUCGCAAUACUCAUUUGGGUAGUCUAUCUCGUGUUUUGUUCUGCAUUUUUUGUUGUACUUUCUUCAGUUCUUAGUUUCUUUUAUUUGAUUGUGUUUAAUUAAGUACCGGUAUUUGUUUAAUAUUGUAAUAUUCAUUCCUAAGUCAUUCCCGUAUUUUGUGUUAUAUUUUCUUUGUGCGAUUGUGUUCAUUUACAGAAUUCUGGAAUUAGGUUAAAUGUGUAAUAUUCUGAUAUUGGCUCAUUCCAUUGCUAUAUUCAGAUAUUUGCUGCUACAAUUCAGCUACAAGUUAUUGCUGACUAGGUGACAGGACCCGUCAACUAAAACAAGCCGAUAUCUGUUUUUGUAAUUCUGUAAUUUGUGAUAUGUAAUUAAAUUAUUUUUUCAUAAUGCUGUAAUGUGUAAUGCGCAUAGGGCAGUAGGGCCAUACCCAUACAGCCAUAGGCCUACUCCAAAGACUGAAAGACAGCAAGAAACCGAUUUUAUUACUGGGAAACCGAAGUUACAAUCUCUUUUCCAAACAUAAAUAACCAACCAUAUACGACCUGUAUACUGAUAUAAAAAUCACAUCAAUGUUUGGUAGCACUUGUACAUGCAGACGUGUAUACAAAUAAAGAACUAUGUUUUGUAAUUACUUAUAAACUCUGACAUUCUGGAUUACUGGUACUGAUGUUCAGUAGAAGUGUGUCUGUGUGUUUACUCCAAAUAGCCGAAAUAAGCAAGAAUAUGUGUGACACCACUAGUAAUUAAUGGGUCUGGUAUAAUUUAGUACCUCACGUACUUCUGUAGCCUACUUCUAGUUGACCUGUCCCAACAAUUUUUGCGUAUGUCAUUCCUAACCCCCACCUGACUAUGUCAUCCACAUCCAAAAAUUACGUCACUACGUCGUCACAAUGACGUAAUAAGGCCCGCUCACUGGAAGUACUUGUGGUAAUAAACUAUACUAGACCCCAAUAUUAUCUUGUGUAGCUGUGCAGUUUUGUCUUUCAAUUGUGAAUGGAAAAUAGGGUACGGCUGUACUGGUAUCAUGGAUUGCAAAAAAAAGUUGUUGACAAUUGCUUCAUGUGUAUAAAGCAGGAAAGAAUAAUAAUUCCAGAUGGAAGAUGGAUUUCAUCAUAAUCGAGUCAGUACCACAUAUAUAAUGUGUGUGUCUUAUAUGUAUUUAAACUGUAAAUACAAAUAAUGUACAGAUAAUAAUGUUCCACAAUGACUUUAAAAAAGCAUUUGGUAUGUUACCCCAUAGCUGCAGUCCCUCAAGAAAGCUUUGUUGAAGCUGCUGACGCUUCCUCUGCAAAUGUUUAAUUCAAACAGAUCAGUUUUGAUUAAAGUCUAUUGCCCUGGAAAGAAAGUUUGGGGUCUACCUUAGUGCCUACUCACUGCCAAGUGAUACAUAAUCAUUCGAAACUUAUCAAAAACGAAUUAUUUUAUAACAUUGCCAUUUUUUUAAAAAUAAAUUGUUUUGGUCUUCUGUCAUUAUGGAUCAGGCCAUCCUUCGGUCUGAUUUUCAAAAGUGUACCCGUCUAGUUUUGAUUUUAGGUAGUGCCUUAGGUUUUGGCUGUUAAAACCAAACUAUUACAAAAAUGUGACUUGAGCAAGCUAAUUUGAUUCCACUAAUGUGGCGAAUUAUCUCUUGAUUUCAUACUUUACAAACCAUUGUUUUGCUCCAUCAUGGAGUAAUGGUUUAAAAUUGGUCGCAUGCAGAGGUUUCAAUAAUCUUUUAACUUUCCUCAGAGAAGAGUUGUGUAGGUAUGGGUAUCUCUGCAUUUGUUCAGUCACAUAUUCAAUUAUUUCCAGGGAAUUUCGUAAGCUAAUUAAUUACUUAGCUGCUAUCUUGAAUAUAUAAACUGAACUUCAUUUCUCAAACAAAUUACACUCAGUCAAUUACUUAUGGGAAUUUCACUAUUAAUUCUUGCAAAAUAGCUAACAUUGUGAUACAUCCAUGUGUGCAUGUUGAAAAACAUGUUUGCUAUUUUUGUAAUGCAAUAAUCAGUGACUUUUCGAAGUCGACUAAAAUGCUUCUUUUUAAUAACUGCUGAUAUAUCAAUAUAUAUUUUGAUCAUCAUCUUACUUACAUACAUUGCCUUGAUUAAAUCUAUUCCUUGACAUUAUUUGAAUCUUGAAUUGAGCAGUUCAAACAAAAUAAUAACAAAUUAAUUAAUGGAUCUUUCAAAUGGAAAAGAGGAGGAAUCUGCAGAUGUUCUCACUAACCAACUGAAAGGAAUGUUGAAAAUUAAUGGAAAUUCGGGAGAUUCUGAAAUUCAAGAAUCAGAACCCUCACCUAAAACAGAAAAUUCUGAAGUCGAUUCAAAGAAGGAUGCUGUGGAAGAAGAACCUUCCGGAUCAUUGGAUGUGGGUGGUUCUCAAAGAAUUGAUCUGUCCCAAGUAAAAGAUGGUGAAUGCGUUUCCAUAUAUGGUGAUCAAGUCUCGAUAAUAACAAGCGGAAAUGCCGAUAUGGAAGCAGAUACCUCUGGAAGUGACAAGGUCAGAAUUAGUCCAAUCACAAAGUUUGAAUGGGAACACAAAUAUUAUCCUGGAACAUUGGUAUCCGUAACAAACGACUAUACAGCAUAUGCUAUUAAAAGUCGAUCAUAUGCAGUUCGUGUCAUUAGUCGGAAAAACACAUCGGAUCGUUUGUUACUACGUGGAUUUACUGCUCCAGUGUGCGAUGUUGCUUUUGCUCAUCCGACAUCUUCUCUCAUAUCAGCAGUUGAUGAAGAAGGAAAUUUUAUAAUUUGGCAACUAUCACAAAAUGGGGACAGCACUAUGUCUACGAAAAAACUUCAUGUGAAGUCUUCAGAUCCGAGUGCUAGCCUGUAUCACAGAUUAGUAUGGUUAACAUACAUGCAUUGUGAAAUAGAUGGCACUAAUCCGGAAGAAGAAUUAUUGAAAUUAGAUGAUGACACGGAGGCUGAUCCACUAAAUCAGAGGAGACUUCUUGUUGUCACUCAUGGAAAUAUUGUUGAAAUAUGGGACAUUAAUUGUGCAUUUGAAAUAGCUCACGAUGAUGAAAAUGAAACUGACAGAUCAAAAUUGUCAUCAACAUUUAUGACAAUAAAGGGACAUGAUGAUGUAAUAACUGACUGUGAAUUGUCACCAGAGGGCAGUGUUGUUGCAGUCGCUAGUCAUGACGGAUAUGUGAAGUUCUGGCAAGUUAGUAUAGAGAGUACAGAAGAACCAACAUGUCUGCAUCGUUGGAAACCUCACGGUGAUCGGCCAGUAUCUCUCGUCACAUUUUGUGAUGAUAGGAAACAACCACAACUGGUGUUGUACUGGAGGUUUAUGUUGACUGGUUGCAGCCAAAACAAUGAAUUGAAAAUCUGGUGCACUGUGUCAUGGACUUGUCUUCAAACUAUAACUUUCGAGUCUCCUCCUGUGACUUCAUCGUCAUUACCUGCAUUGAAAUGCGGUCUCCAUGCAGCUUCUGAUUAUCUCAUUGUUUCAGACAUUAACAGAAAGGUUAUGUACGUCAUGGGUUGUGUCACUGACCUUGAACAAGGUCGUGCUUCAUUAAAUUCUAUUGCGCAAUAUUUUUUGACAACACCACUUCUGAGUUUUGCAAUUGUGGAUGCUCAGAAAUAUAAAUUUAAGAAUCUUGUUGCGAUGGAUGAAGAGGAAACUGAAGAUAGAAACGGAGAACAAGCGGAAGCAGCUCAUGAUUCUGAUGAUGAAAAUUCAGAUGACGAUGAUGGUGAAAACAACACUGAUAAACAGAACAAUGAUGUUGAAAAAAGAAUCAACGGAGUUCUCAUUAAACUUGUGUCAAUUCAUACAAAGAGUUUACAAAGCCUUGAUAUUCGAUUCAUACCAAAUACUUUGGCAAAUGAUGAUUCAAUGGGAUUGAGUACGUACAACACUGUCUCAGAUGAACUAAACAUUGUGAGUGUUGAUGAAUCAUUAUCUGUAAUUUCACCUUCACUCGACAAUGGACAAUCUAUGGAUGACUUGAUGGAAGUUCCUCAACAAGAGGAAGAAGAUGAGGAGGAAGGAGAUUCAAGCAAAAAUAAAACUGCUCUCACAGCGAAUGAAGGUGAUCAAUCAACAUUAUUAGCUGUUGAUGAAACAGAUAUGACAGAGAAAGAUGAAAUGCAAGAAAGCGCCAAGUCUGUCGCGGAACCCAUUUCUCUUUCAACCAAUGAACCAAUCCGCACAACUGUCAUGGAUCUUGUUGGUGAUGUCACAGAUGAGCUUCCAGUUGCCCACUCUUCACCCAGUGGGGGAAGGCAAUAUAGCAUGCAAGAGGAUUCGUUGAACAGGGGGCAGGGUGAGGGUGAAGCUUCUGCUUCCCCAGACAAACCUGACAGUCAUCCUGUGUUACUGACUCCAGAAGCUUUCACGUCAUCACUGAAAAAGCCUGAUGAUUUGGUGUCUGUUGACAGUACAUUCACUCAUGUUACACCAUUCAGUGUUGAUCAUCCUUCCUUGUUCGGAUCAGAAAUAAAUAAAUCUAUGCAAGAAUCAACCCACCAAAAGUCUCCACUCUUGCCAACUUCAUCAUCAAUUACGCCUCCACCCCCAACAUUUCCAUCUAGUGUCAGUGCUUCUGGUAAUGUCAAGGGUAUGUUGUUCAAAUCGCCAGAAUUGGAAUCACCAAAAAUACAAUCAACAACACCGCUUGUAUCGUUAAGCACAUCACAGGCUUCUAUUGAAAUGGGGCCAACAUCAUCAUACCACUCUAUUUUACAUUCGUUACCAAUGAAUGAACCGGGACCGUUUGGGGAUGUGCAAAACACAAGAUUCAUGAUGUCCAAAUCUAAGGACAAAUCUCCUGAUCUUAUAUCUUCUGCAUCUACAAUUGAAAAUGUGAUCGUGUCUUCCUCAGAAGCUAGAGUUCUGAUUGGUGGUCCACUUGCUGGUGCAGUAGGUGGGAGUGGUGAUUCAUUAUUUAUGACAGGACAUCCUAAAGUUUCUCAGGAUUUUGAUGCAGAAUCGAUAGGUUCAAAUACAUCUAAGAAAUCAUCAUCUUCAAUGCCACCAAUGUCUUCUGCACCAUGGCCAAAAGCACCUGACGUCACAAUGUCAAGACCUUCCAUCAGAAAGCCAACAAACUCGAGCACCACUCGAGAUGAUUUUCUCAGAGCGAGUGAUUUAUCUCAAUCACAAGUUACUGUGAGACCGGACUCAGUGCUGCAUGCGGACCAACGGGCAGACGACCAAAUUAAACCACAGUCUUCUUAUAAUGCUAAAAUGGGCGCAGAUUUGCUGGCAGCUAUUGUGAAUUUGCAAAAGCAACAAGAAGAUUUGAUGAAAUCUCAUCAAAAAGAAAUUAACAAGAAAACAAAUCAAAUCAUGAAAAAUGUUGAUGUUGCUCUCAAGAAGUUUGACCAACAACAAAAUGAAAAGCUUGAACGAGCUCUAAAGAGCAUGUCAGAUUCCCAGCGUAAAUUUCAGGCAGAAACUCGAGCAAAUAUGGCGUCUGCGAACGAACAAGCUGUCGGUAAAAUGGAAAGGAGUAUUAAACAUGAAGUAAAAAAUACUGUGUUGCCUGGUUUGAGCAGAAGUCUUGAUCCGCUCAAAGAUCAACUUCACAGUUCUUUUGCGCAAAAGUUGACUGCAACUGAUUCAGUUCUUAAAGACAGUUUGGGAAAGCUAGUGAGGUCAAAGGAAACUGUUGAAGCAAUUGGGAAUUCAACAGGUCGAGCAAUUCAAUCUCAAGUUCAUUCCGCAUUCCGUGAUUCCUUCACACAAAUAGUUGUUCCAAUGAUGGAGAAAUCAUGCAAUAAUAUGUUCGUACAAUUGUCCACAGUGUUUCAAAAAGGAAUGGAUGAAGUUGUACUGAAGCUCGAGAAACAAAUUCAGUCUCGAGUAAAAGUUGAUUUGGAUCGAUUACAGUCAACUGAAAAACAAGCGAGAGAAGCAACGGCUGAAUUGAGAGAUGUAGCUGGACAUGCUCGAACAAAAAUUACGACAGCUGUAGAACAAGACAUGCGAACACUUAUAAAUUCGGAAAUGAAAAGUGCACAAGAAACCUUAAUAGCAGAGAUGUCUAAAUCAUUUCAACGACAAAAUGAAUUGGCUCUCAAAGAACAAAAAGCUUUGUUGACCCAAUGCAUUCGAACGACAAUGGCGGAAAUGCCUAUUCAACAACAUCAAAUUCGCACAAAGUUACCAGGAGACAAGACCAACCACCCGUCCACUCCUGGAAGAUCACCUGGACCUCUUCGACCAACCUUUGAAAUGCAACAGCAGGCGAUUCUGAAUCUUUUACAUCAAGGAAAUUUGAAUUCUGCUUUCCAAAGAGCAUUGACAGCCUCUGAUCUUGCUUUGGUAAUGUACGUAUGUGAAACUGUUGAUCCUGCAAUAGUGUUUGGAACUGUUCCAUGUCCACUUCAUCAACCAAUAUUAUUGUCUCUAAUUCAACAAUUAUCAUGUGAUCUUGGACGCAACACGACAACUAAGAUGAAAUAUCUUCAAGAAGCUGUCAUGAAUUUGGAUUCAUCGCAUCAAGUUACGCAAGAACAUAUGCAAGGUGUCCUGGAGGCACUUGUCAAGAAUUUAGAAGCUCAUGUUGCUACGCUUGUGUCAUCACCGACGGAUGCAUCUAAUACUCCAGUCAUAAAACAAAUGAGGAUGCUUGCCAUGGCAGCGAAAUCACUCAUUUAAUUAAUUAUUAAGUGCUAUUCACACUCCUAUCUCAUUAUAUGUUUGGGAUGAGAACUUGCCUUGUUCCUAUUAGGAGAAAAAUAUAGUUUAACUGGAGUGACUAAUUGAAUGAUCAUCCAUCCCAAAGGUCAUUUUACAGACUUUCAUAAUGUUAAAAUAAUUGGUGAUUAUUGUUUCUCUUUAGUUAGAGAUAUUGCUUUUGUUUGUCAGUUUGUCCGAAAUUUGAUAAUUAGUAAUAAGUAGCUUAUCCUAAACAAGCUAAUUUUGGUACAUUACUGCUUCCUAAUAAACAGCUAUUUAUACAAAAUACAAUGAUUGGAUUGGUUGUCAAUAACAUCCAUUGCUCAACUUCAAUGAUGACGUAUCACAUACAAUGGUUUAAAAAUCCUGUGCGAAGCUAACACUUUACAAGCGCAGUGCAGUUACUAGUUAUUUCUGUUUUGUUUCAGCGAUUUAUUUGAUAUUUUCUUCAUUUUUUAUGUAAAUCUUCACAGAAAAUUUCAUUCGUUUCACGUGCACAGGUUCACUAAUUUUAAUACUGCUUUCCAUAAUCGAUUUAUUGCGCAAUGUAUGAUAUCUUGUGAUCCAAGGAUUAUGGUUGGUUGGUAGCAUAGUUAUUUCACACUUUGUAACAAUUUUCUUUCGUGGUAGUUCUGAUGUAAAACUAGGUCGAUAAUAUUAUGUAUGAUAUUGCGUGAAGACCUAAUUUUCAAUAAAAUUUCUACAUUUUC
Styela clava is the source of this 7463-nucleotide messenger RNA. Its product is annotated as enhancer of mRNA-decapping protein 4-like. Gene Ontology annotation, molecular function: protein binding. Gene Ontology annotation, cellular component: P-body. Gene Ontology annotation, biological process: deadenylation-independent decapping of nuclear-transcribed mRNA. NCBI's taxonomy places the organism in Eukaryota, Metazoa, Chordata, Ascidiacea, Stolidobranchia, Styelidae. The record is from RefSeq and is a predicted model, not a curated record.